UGAAACCACUUUGACACGUGCGAGCUCGAAAUUUUUCAUUUUCAAUUACAAAACCCGCCUAGAAAAUGGUCUAAAUUUUGUUUGCCAGAUCGUCUCUCUCUCAAAAGCUUUUCUCUCUUUUUCUCCUUUGUCCCCUCCACUUUACCGUUCACGAAGCCAUUCCGAGCUAUCACGAAGGAAUCUAUUGAAGAUUCAUAGCGCUCAAUCACAAAUGCCAGAAGCACGAGAUCGAAUAGAGAGGCAAGUUGAUUACCCAGCCGCAUUUCUCAAUAGACGCUCGCAUGGUAUUUUACUUGACGAACCAGCAACACAGCACAAUUUGUUUGGGUCUCCGGUUCAGAGAGUGCCAUCGGAAGCUACAGGAGGACUUGGGUCAAUUGGUCAAGGAUCUAUGACGGGAAGAGGUGGGCUUGUGAGGGGUAAUUUCGGUAUUCGGCGGACUGGUGGUGGUAGAAGAGGUCAAAUUCAAUUUAGAUCGCCACAGGGACGAGAGAACAUGAGCUUGGGUGUUACAAGGCGUGGAAGGGCUCGUGCUUCAAAUUCUGUCUUACCUUCUUGGUAUCCAAGAACGCCCCUCCGUGAUAUUUCUGCCGUUGUUAGGGCUAUUGAGAGAAGGAGAGCUCGUAUGGGAGAAGGUGUUGGCCGAGAUAUUGAGACCCCAACUCCACAACAACUUGGGGUUCUUGAUUCUCUAGUACCGUUGUCAGGUGCUCAUCUCGAGCACGACUAUUCUAUGGUUACUCCCGGUCCAUCUAUUGGAUUCAAGCGUCCUUGGCCACCCUCAACUGCUAAAGUCCAUCAGAUUUUGCUCGACAUCACAAGAGAAAACACAGGGGAAGAAGAUGCCCUCACUCCAGAGAAGAAGCUCCUCAACUCUAUUGAUAAAGUGGAGAAGGUUGUGAUGGAAGAGAUUCAGAAAAUGAAGAGCACUCCUAGUGCUAAAAGAGCAGAAAGGGAGAAAAGAGUUAGGACGCUAAUGUCGAUGCGAUGAUGAUUCAUCAUCCUCUGGUGAUUCACUAGAAAGAGGUAAUCAUCUCUGUGAUGAUAUAUAGUAGGGAGAUUCUAUCAUUUUUCUAAUGAUAAAAAAGAAGAAGAAAUUCAUCUUCUGAUGAUAUAUCAUAUGGGAGAUAACUGUUAGAUAGUUCACGGGUUUAUGUUGGAUCCCUUUUACUUUUAGGCUUUUUGUAUGAUGAGGAUGUCUUCUUGAUUCAGGAUAUUGUAGUUAAACAGUUGUACAGAAGUUUGGUUUGUUGGUAGAAAUUGCAGAUGUUCUUGUAUGUGUGUAUCUGUAAUUGUCACAAUCUAGGAAGUGCCUUCGAAUAAUAAAAACUUCUAAUCAUUUUUUUUUUUUAAUUCCCA
Arabidopsis thaliana (thale cress) is the source of this 1359-nucleotide messenger RNA. It is a transcript of the gene UVI4, whose product is annotated as uv-b-insensitive 4. The record is from RefSeq and is marked reviewed. The transcript has 3 exons. Gene Ontology annotation, cellular component: nucleus. The coding region runs from base 212 to 991 and encodes 259 amino acids. Lineage: Eukaryota; Viridiplantae; Streptophyta; Magnoliopsida; Brassicales; Brassicaceae. Gene Ontology annotation, biological process: regulation of nuclear division.